Molecule: messenger RNA, 857 nt
Organism: Moneuplotes crassus
Lineage: Eukaryota; Ciliophora; Spirotrichea; Euplotida; Euplotidae
Source: the annotation of a GenBank genome assembly
UAAAAUUUUUAUUAAGUACUAACAUGAACGUCAUUGGUAGAUCGAGAAAGUUUAUUUCCAAGUUAUUUUCACGUAAAACGAGGUCAAUCCAAAGCAAGAGCUGUUAUCAGUUCUCAGCUAGAUAUUUCUCGAUCGGCCCAAGAGAGCCUCAUUCUCGGAAUCGCAAUGCAUCCGUAAAUAGGGUAAAUCAAGAAAUGGGAGUUUUUACUGGCAAAGAUAACCAUACCCUUUCAUGUUGUGAUAAAUGUACCGAAGAAUGAGAAGACCAAUUCAGAUUCUUCUGCGAGGGCUGUAAAUACCUUAAAGAUCCUUCAAUUCUUGAUUCGGUAGAUCAUUUCGAGCUCUUCGAUAUAAAGGAGGAUUAUGAUAUCGACAUUGAGAAACUGGACGAGACUUUUUAUCAGUUACAGCAAAUGUUCCAUCCAGAUAGGUUUACCAUGACUGGGGAUGAAGAUCUUAUGGAGAACUCCACCACAUAUUCUUCCUUUAUAAAUAACUCUUACAAACUUCUGAAGGACGACCUUGAGCGAGCCAAAUACAUUUUGAAAAAGAAAGGCUAUAAAGCACUUGAAGAAGGCGACCAAAUCUCGGACAUAGAAUAUCUCCAACAGAUAAUGGAAAUCAGAGAAGAAAUAGAAUCAUCUGAAACCCAGGAAGAACUGAAUGUUCUUAAAGCAGACACCUUACUUAAGAAGCAAACCAUUGUUGAAAAGGUCUCCAGCCUCUUCAAAGCGGAAGCUUAUGAAGAGAUCAUUGAGACUCUUGUCCAAUUGCGGUAUACCAUUCGGAUACUUGAAGCAAUUGAUAAACGCGAACGGGAAUUUAUUUAACUCUUUUCAAUAAAAAUUAUACGAAAA